AUGACGUUCAGCCAGUCCAGCAGUGUCACGCCUGCCCCACUUGACUGCGCUUGGCCUCCGGCCCCCAUUUGGGAAACCAUGGGCGCGGCAGACCGUGCCAGCUGGCUAGGACAAAUACAAAGAGACAGGGCCAGGCGCCUGGAGAUGGAUGUAGCGGAGACCGACCUCCGCCACAGAAGACCUCGUGUGGACCUGCAAGAUGACGAUAAUCUCGAGGAAAACCGUGAGCCACCCCCCAUCGCCAUAUUUCCGGGUGUCUCCGCCGCCCUUCUUACUCGCGUCCACGAGAGGAAGUUGAAGGCGACUGAACUCAUACGCUUCAAAGAGAAGUCAGUCACCGAACUGGAUCAGGAGGACAGGGUCUUCAAGAUCGGGAGGCACAGUAGGCUUCAAGAAGGCAGCGGCAUCGCUUAA
Messenger RNA from Penicillium cinerascens, 414 nucleotides. RefSeq lists its product as uncharacterized. The record is from RefSeq and is a predicted model, not a curated record. The transcript has a single exon. Bases 1 to 414 code for a protein of 137 amino acids. NCBI's taxonomy places the organism in Eukaryota, Fungi, Ascomycota, Eurotiomycetes, Eurotiales, Aspergillaceae.